ACUAGUGAAGUACUGAGCAAGCCUCCAUUUUGGUUCUGCUUCUACACACUUCUGUCUGCGGCAUUUGGCGCAGCGCCAGGGCGACGAUGGACGGCGAAAAGGUGUCGGAGCUGAGAGCUUUCGUCGACGCCUGCAAGUCGGAUCCUUCCCUUCUCCACCACCCUUCGCUAUCCUUCUUCCGUGACUACCUCCACAGCCUCGGCGGUCGGAUUCCUCCCAACAUAACUUCGCCGGAAGGUGCUGUUGGUGAGGAUGAAAUUGUUGAGUCCGAUAUUGAGCUAGAUGGUGAAUUGGUAGAACCAGAUGAUGGUCCUCCUCAAAAGAUGGGAGAUCAAUCAAUAGAAGUUUCUGAAGAAAACCGUGAUGCUGCUCAGGCAUUGAAAGCAAAUGCUACGUACGCAAUAUCGGAAGGUAACUUGGAUGAAGCAAUUGAAUAUCUUACAGAGGCUAUCUUACUGAAUCCAAGUUCAGCUAUCUUAUAUGCCACUAGAGCUAGUGUGUUUGCCAAGCUGAGAAAACCAAAUGCUGCUAUAGGUGAUGCAGAUGCAGCUUUGCUGAUAAAUCCCGACUCUGCCAAGGGAUACAAAUAUAGAGGAAUGGCAAAAGCCAUGUUGGGCAAGUGGGGAGAAGCUGCAAGUGACUUGCAUGUGGCAUCAAAACUUGAUUAUGAUGAGGAAAUAAAUUCAGUGCUCAAAAAGGUGGAGCCCAAUGUGCACAAAAUCGAGGAACAUCGCAGGAAAUAUGAGCGCCUGAGGAAAGAGAGAGAAGAACGUAAGAAAGAACAGGAGAGGCAACGCCAGCGAGCUGAACCUAAGGCAGCUGAGAAGCAAGAUGCUCUUCUAGAGGAAGGAACUGUCAUCAGCAUUCACUCCUCCAAUGAUCUACAAACAAAACUAAAGGCAGCUGCGCGCCUUCAUCGCCUGGCAAUCCUCUACUUCACUGCGACAUGGUGCGGGCCUUGCCGCUUCAUGGCGCCUGUUUUCAAAACUUUAGCCGAGAACCACCGUGACGUGGUGUUCUUGAAAGUCGACAUCGAUGAACUAGGUGACGCGGCUCAUAGCUGGAAUGUCAAUAGUGUGCCGACUUUCUUCUUCGUGAAGGACGGGAAAGAGGUCGACAAAGUCAUGGGGGCUGAUAAAAAUGGGCUCGAGAGUAAGAUCUUGAUCCAUGCCGCAAAAUCAUGACCGAUAGAUGAGUGGUAAUGCCAAGGUAUCAUUGACUAUUGAACAUGUUUUCUCAAUCGUCCAAUUGCAAUACGUACUUUUCUAAUGUUCUUCCGGUGAAGAAUCAACAAUGGAAUGUGAUUCUUUUAUUUUCAUCUUUGUUAUAACUAGUUACGUUAUUUGGAUUAAUAAAUAAUUUUAUAAUAGUUUUAGUUGA
Messenger RNA from Zingiber officinale, 1380 nucleotides. Its product is annotated as TPR repeat-containing thioredoxin TDX-like. Gene Ontology annotation, molecular function: protein dimerization activity; Hsp70 protein binding. The transcript has 10 exons. NCBI's taxonomy places the organism in Eukaryota, Viridiplantae, Streptophyta, Magnoliopsida, Zingiberales, Zingiberaceae. The coding region runs from base 87 to 1184 and encodes 365 amino acids. The record is from RefSeq and is a predicted model, not a curated record.